GGUCCCUCAAUAUGGAAAGGGAUCUUAUUAUUAUUAUGCAAGGGAUCUGCCGAUUUUCAACCCAAAUACAAUGUAUCUGGGAUAGAAUCUGCAAUGAUAAAUAAAUUUGCGCUUUCAAAUCGGUCAUUGACAUUUGAACACCAAUACAAUGCACAGGCCAUCACAAAGGCAACAUGGCAGUGUUGCUGAAGAAGAUAACCAUAACCAUUCAGAGUAUGAAGGUAUUGUAAUAGCAGGAGGAGGCAUAGGAGGCCUGGCCACUGCUCUUGCUCUUUACAGAGUGGGAUUAAAAUGCUUAGUUCUUGAGCAAGGGAGUUCAUUGCGAACAACAGGAGCAGCUCUUAACCUUUGGACUAAUGCUUGGAAGGAAUUGGAGGCUCUUGGAAUUGCAGAAGACCUUCGUACAAGACAUGCUCGCUUGCUAGGUUCAAGGAUGGUCUGCGUUGAGGAUGGGUUAGACAAGAAAGUUUCAUACAGGAAUCAUGAAGUUCGCUGUGUGAAAAGAAGUGUUCUUAUUGAAACGCUUGCUGCAGCCUUGCCUUCAGGAGCCAUCAGAUUUAAUUCCAGAGUCGUGGCUGUACUCAGAAGUAGCAAUUCUGAUUACCCCACCAUAGCGUUGGAAGAUGGUACAUAUAUCAAAGCCAAGGUUUUGAUAGGUUGUGAUGGAGUAAAUUCAGUCAUUUCGCGUUGGUUGGGAAUUCAACCCACCAGGCUUUUGGGAAGGUCAACAAGCCGUGGCUUGUCCGUCUACCCUCAAGGCCAUAGUUUUGAGCCAAGAUUAUAUAUUAAUUUAGAAAAUGGUGUAAGAGUUGGUUACAUUCCAAUCAAUGACACAGAAGUCUUCUGGUUCUUAAAUAGAAAAUCAGUUCCCAAAGACUUGGAGACUGCACGGGAUCCCAAGCUUAUCAUACAAGAAGCCUUAGAUUCACUUAAAGGUUUUCCAGAGGAGUAUCAUGAUAUUGUGCUAAGAACACAGACAGAUUCACCCACUCUUACUCUUCUCAGAUUCAGAUGGCCAUGGGCAGUGUUAUUUGGGAGAAUCUGUAAAGGAACAGUCACUAUUGCUGGAGAUGCAAUGCAUGCAAUGACUCCACAUAUUGGACAAGGUGGAUGUUCGACACUUGAGGAUGCUGUUAUUCUGGGGAGAUGCCUUGCAGAAGGAAUGCAUGGAAAAAGUAUUGGUACCAAAGAUGAAGAAAAAACAAGAAUCCAAACAGCAUUGAAGAAAUAUGUAACUGAGAGGAAGUGGAGGGUCUUUAUGUUGAUGACUAAAUCUUACAUAACUGGCUUAUUGCAACCAGGAUCAGGAAGAUUCAUGAAAUUCCUCAGAGAGAAAAUUAUGGCCAAGGUUUUUGGGAAUGCUUUAGGUCAUGCACACUAUGAUUGUGGAAGCCUUUAUGCAACCACUGAAUCAUUUUAAAAUCAUUAUCUACGAUUCUACAGUUAUAAUGCCUAUUACAAAUGUAUCAACCUGGAUUCAUUUAUUGCAGUACAGCUUCCAAGCAUUUUAAAUUCAAGUUUUGGUGCUAUAAAUGAAUAUCUUUAUCAAAACAUUAGCAAAUAUAUAGAGAAGAAAUCCCUUGUGAACUAUGGGAUUGCUGGCCU
Cryptomeria japonica (Japanese cedar) is the source of this 1605-nucleotide messenger RNA. RefSeq names its product monooxygenase 2. The transcript is spliced from 6 exons. Gene Ontology annotation, molecular function: FAD binding. NCBI's taxonomy places the organism in Eukaryota, Viridiplantae, Streptophyta, Pinopsida, Cupressales, Cupressaceae. The coding region runs from base 149 to 1420 and encodes 423 amino acids. The record is from RefSeq and is a predicted model, not a curated record.